Molecule: messenger RNA, 618 nt
Organism: Knipowitschia caucasica
Lineage: Eukaryota; Metazoa; Chordata; Actinopteri; Gobiiformes; Gobiidae
Source: the annotation of a GenBank genome assembly
AUGACGCACGCGGCCACCAACAUGCGCCUGAAGCUGCCCUCCACCUGCCUGGUCCUCGAGAUCAUCCUCAUGAUUCUGUUCGGGACGCUGGUGCAGUACGACUACGAGACCGACGCCAAAGAGUGGCACGAGCACAAACACAACGGCUCCACGGACGGGGACAACGACUUCUACUACCGCUACCCCAACGGGAGCCUCUACUCUGCGCUGUCGUCCGUGGGAGGUCACGCCGGAUCCAUACGCCGCACGUUCGGGCCCCAGAAGCUGCUGAAGACGGAGAACAUUUGGCUGAUGAAUCCACAGUUUGCUGGAGCGGCCAUGAUCCCCACGUCCCUCAGAGACAAAGAGGAGAUGUAUUUCUUCUUCAGCGAGUUCAACAAGACGGCGAGAGUGGACGAGGAGCCGUACAGAGCGAGAAUAGGCCGUGUCUGCAUGGUGGAUGAAGGAGGCAUCAAGGCCCUGCUCCCGGACUCCUGGACCACGUUCCUGAAAGCUCGCAUGAUGUGUGGAGCAGGCAACACCCAGCAGCAGUACAACAACCUGCGACAGGCCGUGGUGCUGACGGCGCAGGACAAGAGAGCCGGGGUUCUCUACGGGCUCUUCUCCAACGCAUGGUGA